Molecule: messenger RNA, 1863 nt
Organism: Symbiodinium sp. CCMP2456
Lineage: Eukaryota; Dinophyceae; Suessiales; Symbiodiniaceae
Source: the annotation of a GenBank genome assembly
AUGUCUCGGAGCACCCGCAGCAGCUGGGGGUUCAGCCUGCGAGGAAUCGUGAAUCUCGUCCUCAAUGCCACCGGAGUGGCAGCAAUUCUCUGGUGGAGCGUCGCCAGCUUUCGGCUACACAAUCUCCAUGCGCCCAGCGGUUCCAGCGAGGACGAUGCUGUGGCCCUGGAAGCUCCACGAGUCGGCAAAGGUGGCAAAGGGCACCGUCCGCCGAAGAGAGCUUACGAGCCGCAACCGGCAAGCGAGAACGCCGCCGAUGGCAGCAAAGAACUGCCAGAAGUUGACGUCCACCCUUCAGCAGCCACCCCAGCCGCACCCCUGGGAGAUGCGCAAACUGCGCAGACGGCUUCUCAAGAACCCUUCUGGGUGUAUUGUGCUGCUCAGUGGUCGGACUGCUGGUGCCCAGGCGACAUUCGCUGGGGGAACGAGGAGACUUGGCACCUCGUCGCCGCCAAACCUGGCAGUGACAUCAACACAGUCACGUGUAGUAUCCAGCACCUGCCUGACAACGUCCCGGGAGAUGAUGGCAAGCAUUGCCAAUGCCUGGUUACUCCAGGAACGGAUUUCCAUCGCGCGAUGAACCCGAUGCUAAUGGAUGAGGCGGAUGCAGAUGCCAUCGGAGCAUCAACUGUUGCAUCUUGCCAGCUCUUCUUCGCGGCACGAAAGAUCGGGCCGGCCGACAAAGCCCAGUGGCUCGCCACGGAGGGCCUUUGCUCGGAGGCUUGGGAGGAGAAGGCCCACUUGAAUCGCUCCUACAAGGCCGGAGCGCGGCAGAUAAACGUGGACAUGCGGCAGCAACUGAUGCGUGCGCGCAUCGACGUUCGCUUCAAAAGCAAUUGGGCUCGUUUGCGAGAUUCGGAUGGCUGGUUCAGGAAAGCAUGGGUGAGCUACGUCGGUGGACCUCCAACCUCGCAGUUCGUGAAAAUGGCAGAGGAACUCAUCAAAUCAGUCCAUUAUUUCUCGGAGAACCCGAUCCUCAUGUUCAACUUCGGCCUGUUCACACCGAAAAGCUGGACCGCAGAGCGCUUCCCACAGCUGGUCGUGCUUCACGCAGCUCCUUUGCCAAACGAGCCGCGUAUCAGAAGGAGCUUUAACUUCAACAAGCUGCGAGCCAUCUUGAUGUCACGUGCCUUGAACGGAGUGGAAGUUGAUGUGGACCAGUUCGUCGCGCCAGGAGCCGACCGCUUGUUCAGCUUGACAAGCAAAUGGGUGAACAAGGAAUAUUCGUUUCCACUGAUGCCCGCCCACUUCCUGGAUUGGAGUAUCAAGGAUCAGCCGGCUGCGCCCUGGUGGCCGCGAUAUUGUCCAGAUCCAGACAAGCCUUGCCCGAUGCAGACCAUGCGAUGGUGUCAUGCACAUCCGACUUGGACGCAUUGGGCUUUGCCGUUCUUCGGCAGAUGGGUCCGCCGCCACUUUCGUGACGAGCGCUUGCCAAAUGUGACGGUGAAGCACUUCAAUGCAGCAGGGCUCAGAGUUGGGGACAUUAACGAGGAUGAAGACCUGCUCAAUGUCGGGCUUUGGGAGGAACGAGCAACGAAACAGUGGUGCAAGAUCGACGUGCCGGCGACCGUUGAGUUCGACUCGCUGCUGUCGUGGGUGCAGCACCAUGGCAAUCGGUGCAUGGAGGGGAUUGGAUGUACCAACAUCGGGGGUGACAAGCGCUGGUACAAAAAGGGCGUGCCCAAAGUGUACUGGACAGCGCAUCAUGCCGUCGAUCCAGAGCAGACCGCAACGUAUUUGGAGCGCAUCCGCAAGCGCCACCAGGAGGGGUUGUGGCCCGCGGCCAUUGUCUACGAGCAGCGCUUUUGGAAGUCUGGCGAGGAGCUGAAGAAGGAGCAUCCUGAGCUUGCUUGUCUGACCUGA